Messenger RNA from Glycine soja, 1870 nucleotides. RefSeq names its product probable 2-oxoglutarate-dependent dioxygenase At5g05600. NCBI's taxonomy places the organism in Eukaryota, Viridiplantae, Streptophyta, Magnoliopsida, Fabales, Fabaceae. The transcript has 3 exons. The record is from RefSeq and is a predicted model, not a curated record. The coding region runs from base 281 to 1366 and encodes 361 amino acids.
CAGCACGGUCCCACCUCCUUUUCCCCGUUUAACUUCCACCAUAUCUCAUCCCCACACUUUUCCUCUUCGUUCUUUGCCUCAAAUUAAAAUCCAACUCCUCUUUCAAUUCGCACACACCCAACCCAACCCAACCCUUUAAAUCAAAACCAAAAACUUGUUUCCAUUUCAUACUUCAUUAUAUAUGUAUAUAUACAUACAUAUACACGAAUUGAAGCUAGCCUAUCUAGUAUAUAUCUUACCCUUAGACACAACAAAUUCCACAUAACAAUUUCAUCUAGCAAUGUUAAAAAACCAACCACAACCAGAUUGGCCUGAGCCCAUUGUCCGGGUUCAGUCCUUAUCCGAAAACUGCAUAGAUUCAAUCCCUGAAAGGUACAUCAAGCCUUCUACUGAUAGACCAUCCAUAAGAAGUUCUAAUUUUGAUGAUGCCAAUAUUCCAAUCAUCGACCUUGGUGGUCUGUUUGGUGCUGACCAACGUGUCUCAGACUCAAUUCUUAGGCAAAUCUCAGAGGCUUGCAAAGAGUGGGGCUUCUUCCAAGUCACUAACCAUGGUGUUAGCCCUGAUUUGAUGGACAAGGCUAGGGAAACUUGGCGUCAAUUCUUUCACAUGCCCAUGGAGGUGAAGCAGCAAUAUGCCAACUCGCCAAAAACCUAUGAAGGGUACGGAAGCAGACUUGGAAUUGAGAAAGGUGCUAUUCUUGAUUGGAGUGAUUACUAUUUUCUUCACUAUCUUCCCUUGCCACUCAAGGACUAUAACAAAUGGCCUGCCUCGCCUCCCUCUUGCAGGAAAGUGUUUGAUGAGUAUGGGAGAGAGUUAGUGAAGCUAUGUGGGAGGUUGAUGAAGGCUUUGUCAAUAAACCUUGGAUUAGAUGAAAAAAUUCUUCAAAAUGGUUUUGGGGGAGAAGACAUAGGGGCAUGUCUAAGAGUGAAUUUUUACCCUAAAUGUCCACGGCCAGAGUUGACGUUGGGUUUGUCAUCACACUCAGACCCUGGAGGAAUGACUAUGUUGCUUCCAGAUGAUCAAGUUCCUGGUCUUCAAGUUCGAAAAUGUGAUAAUUGGAUUACCGUGAAGCCUGCACGCCAUGCUUUUAUCGUCAAUAUCGGAGACCAAAUUCAGGUUCUAAGCAAUGCAAUUUACAAGAGUGUGGAGCACAGAGUGAUAGUAAAUUCAGAUAAAGAGAGAGUUUCUCUGGCAUUUUUCUACAACCCCAAAAGUGAUAUACCCAUUGAGCCAAUAAAAGAGCUGGUAACACCGGAAAAGCCCUCACUCUACCCAGCAAUGACCUUCGAUGAAUACAGACUCUUCAUUAGAAUGAGAGGACCUCGAGGCAAAUCUCAAGUUGAAUCUUUAAAGUCUCCCAGAUGAUCAAUUCUGCUCAUAGGCUUUUAUUGCUUGCAUUCUAUGUCCAUUUCAAAUAGUAAGUCACUAUAUAUGACGUGUUUGGUUUCACGUCUUUACAGCGUGCGUGCGUGUUUAGUUUCACGUCUUGGAUGUGAUUUUUUUUACAUCUUAGAUGUUAUUUUAAGAAGUUAAUAGUUAUAUAUAGUUUUCAUGUCUGAAAUGUGAUUCCUUACUUCUCAAGAGUUUACAAGCACGCUAUACCUUAUUGGUGUAUAAUUAAUUGUAAAUCUUGUAACUAGAUCGGGAUUUGUUUGCACAUUGAGCCACAGAGUAAGGAUAUGUAAGAGAGAUUGGAUAUAUAGAUAUGAUAUUGUUUUGAAAAGCUGUUUUCUACUUUGCUCUGUAAUGAUGGCUAAAUUUGAUGGACAAUAAAGAUUCUUCCAAGGUGUGUAAAUAAAACUAGGUUUUGUCCCCACUUCACAAUCGAUGAUUGUGGUGAUAAUGAAGCACACCAUAAUUUUAAGAAGA